ACGACAUCAUCAAGAUCCUAUCAAUUCGAGCGAGACACGAAUUAACUUGCGAAUAAUCGUGGCCACUGUUUACCAUUUCACUCCCACAACUUGCACUGAUUAUAUGCAUUAUUCGACUUAAUCCGCGCCCAUGGCGAUAAUCAUCCCGCAGACAUCACUACCCAGCAUCAUCGAGAAAAACCCGCAUCUGCGCACCGCGAUAUAGCCUCACCAACCGGCAUUGAUUAGCCGAAACGAUGGCCUUGUGGCCUUUUCGCCGCAAGGGUUCGCGCAGGCGAUCUCGAACUCCCGCCGUCGAUGACUCUGGUACGGACACCCAGGGGCGAGGCCGUUCAUACCAACCUCCUUCCCGGAGCCAGACCGAACCUGCUGCUGCCACACCCAUUCCUAGGCCCUUAAAGGAAAAACGAGAUGGCCCAAAUAAAUUGCAACGGCGUCCCCGUACUUACAGCUUUUCGCCGGGACGCCAGGACUCCUUGCGUGUUGCCAAAGGCAAGAAGGGCCCAGUUGCCUCAAUGCCUCCUGGUUCGGUUGAGGCCUAUAGAAACCAGGGAGUUCCGUUAGGAUCCAGUGAUAAUUUCGUGACUAGGGUACCAACCUUGCAUCACGAAAAUUCUAGAAAUAAGCGGAGAGGACAACCACUACCGCGAAAAAAAUCCAGCAAACGACGAAAGGAGGAUCAUGACCGGGAGGCCGAGAUCAAGGCCAUGAGUCAGUUCAUGCCAGUCCGUCCUGCUACCGAUAUCUGGACAACCGGCCGUCCUAUGAAGAAGGACAGCAAGCGAAUCCGUACGGGUCUGGCUGGAAGUUGGGACGAACCCUCUUCUGACGUUUCGUUACCCCUACCCGGGUCCAUUCGUUCAGGCAUGUCGUCGGAUUCAGAGCAACUGUCUUGGAAGGUUUCUGCGCUAGACGCACUUGCUCCGCGGCCUACCUUACGAUUUGCCACGAGCCCUGUUUAUGGGCCGGGAGUCAGCCCUGGUUUAACAAGAUCCCAGUCGACUAAACGAAAGCUAGCUGACAGAGGCUCAAUUCCCGAAGCUACACUGAGAGCUCACAAGAGAAUUGAUGAGUUAGCGGACGACUUAGGUGCGUCCGAUUUAAGGGAAUUGAUGGAAAGAGAUCAGCGGAGACGGGAAAGAAAGAGAGAGAGAGAGCGUGAGAAGGUGGAGAGGCGCCUCACCAGGCAAGCUGAGAAGCAACGAGCAGAAGAAGCUGAGGCUAUCAAAAGUGGUACCCCGCCACCUCAAAAUCUAGAGAGGGGAGUUUUAGGUCGUGAAAUGGUGAACGAAGCGAACGAUCCAGCCUCAGUGGUUAUUACUUCUUCAAGGAGAAGGAGUUCAAAUGACUCGGCUCGGAGACAAAGAGGGUCACAAGCGGAACUAGAAAACCGCGACGAUUCUCCGAAACCCCUGGAAGAAUUUCAUCGUACAGACAGCAUUCCACUCGAGCCAUCCACGCCGGCUAAAGCCCCUGAACACGUAGCGGAACCGGCUCAAGAAAAGACACCAUCGCGCUCCUCAAGCACGAGGAUUCUAAGUUUCAUGCGUCCAGGGCAGUCGCGCUCGAAGUCACCGAAGGAGCCCAGUCAUGCGAGAGUUUACCUUGAUUCACCUUCGCCGGCAUUUACUAAGCCAGAGUACGCAGAAUCCGGUGGCAGGACGUCAGACAGUGGAUCCUCAAGGCCCUGGAGAUCUUUCUUCAGAUGGGGUAAGAAUAGACGUAGUUCUGGCCCGUCGUCUUUCUCGAAUACUUCUCGAGACUCGAUGCUGGCUGGUCCGCCGCCCGCCCACGCGAACUACGUCCCGCGAAAAAUAAGCUCUGGCGUGCCCAAAAGAACUAUGUCUCGCUUCCGGGAAGACCUCCCUGAACUACCGCUCUCCCCGCCCGAUUCUCGUGUAGCAUCCCCUGAAGCUGAUUCCUUGCCCGUGGAACCUCUACCGGUUAUUCCUGAUGAUGAUGUCCAGAUGCGUUACGAUACCCCAACUUCGGGUCACCGCUCGCAUGAAGCGAUGCGGGCUACUCCUAUUUCAUGGCACCGAGACGAGGUGCAGCCUUCGCCGGCGCCGCAGUCCAUGUCCCUCGCCUCUAUCGAUUCGGAAGCAUCUUGGCUCUCUGGUCGCAUAAGUAGGAAGCGAGCUUCAAUACGAAAUUCUCUUCAACAAUACGCCCAACCGGCCUUCCCUCGAGAGUCCGAAGACCAUGCUUCUGACAAUGACAACAUUGCCGAAGAUGAAUAUAUGAAUAGCGUCGUUCCUACUCACUCACACCCGAAGUCCACCGGUGAGGCCCGGCCGAGCAGUGACGAGGAAGAAGAGGAGCAUGAUGAUGAACAUGAAGCUAAGUGGGGCAACGUAGGCCAUACCCCUACUGUCAUGCAUCACAGAGACACUAUGCGUAGUCGAGAGGGCGUCCUCCAGUCUUUUGAUGACGAGAAAUAUUUCGAGAAAUAUAGCGACGACGAAGAAGAGGAUGGCCACAGUCCGGUCCAACCGCAGAGGGCUACUAGUAUCAGCCUCGACAAGAGCCAUGUUCGAAACUUCAGUGCUGGUAGUGCUAAGUUGCUUGAAAUCUCGCCUCGUGCAUCUGGGGAGAAUAGGAGGAGUAUGAUGGACCGCGGCACAUGAUGAUUAUGUGCGACGAAUGAGACCUGUUGGUCUAUAUAAUGCCUGGUGCGGAAAGCUUUCCGCACCGGAUGGGUAUGUGAUUUGAACCAGGAGACAUAAACUCACAUUCCUUUUAUUUUCCUUCAUUAUUUGAACACGCCAAUAGGUCAUCCUGGCCUGACGGUAUACCUUCCUUUGAUAUUUCCUUCUUUUCUCAC
Molecule: messenger RNA, 2824 nt
Organism: Hypoxylon fragiforme
Lineage: Eukaryota; Fungi; Ascomycota; Sordariomycetes; Xylariales; Hypoxylaceae
Exons: 1
Coding region: 237-2627 (796 amino acids)
Source: RefSeq, a predicted model, not a curated record